AUGAAGUAUUAGAAAUAAAACCAAAUUUUGUUUUAAUCACCAUGAAAUUACCCUCGUUUACUACAAUUGUGUCUGUUUUAUUCCUAUCAUACUUGGGUAAUCUCUUUUACUCGAUAUGGGUAAUGGUACAACCACCAUCAUGUACUAGUGAAGGUCUAUGUUUGAAAUCAUUUUUGUUACGAAAACCUAACUUAGAACUCACAAUAUUUGUUGCACCACAUUCAAACCCUCGAGGAUCGGAAGUUAUAUUUGUAAACAACUUCCUGUUACCAAAUUAUAAUGUUUCUUAUGAAAGAUUAAUGUCUGUAGAAUUACCAAGACUAACCAAACAAAAUGGAACAUUGUAUGCACAUGUAUUCUUAAGUAAAGUACAAGAACCGAGUUCAAGAAUUUAUUCUGGCGAUAAAUGGACCAAAUUAUUAACCGACCCUGAAACUGUAUACACCUUAGUACCAAUGUCUAUUUAUAAAGAACCUCAAUAUAAAAUUUUUCAAUUAUUACAAGAUGAGGAAAAUGUAAAAAAGAAUGUUGAAAAACCAGUGACACAUAUUAAGGCUGUAUUACCAGUUAGCAUGUUAACAGAACCAUUACAUAUAUCUCAAAUUCAUAUACCUAGUGAUAUUUAUCAAUAUAUAAGGUUAUAUGGAAAAAAACAAGAGUAUUUACCUAUAUUCCUACAUAAUUCUCUUCAAGAUAGAUCCUUCAAUGUUACAAAAAUCAACAAAAACAUUACACAUGUACCUAUUUUGUUGCGCUAUGAACCUUUAAGUUACACUGGGCUAAGAAUAUUAACACAAACUCAAUUAGCUAUGGUAACAUUACAACAAUUUGGAUUCAAAAAUAAAGAUAUUGAUGAAAUUAAAGCUAUUUUUGAUACAAAUCAUUAUUUGUUAUUAAUUUCAAUUAUUGUUGCAUUUAUUCACAUAUUAUUUGAUUUCCUAGCUUUUAAAAAUGACAUAUCAUUCUGGCGAUCAAGAAAAUCUAUGGCUGGAUUAUCAUCGCGUCUCGUUGUAUGGCGUGCUUUUAGUCAAACAGUUGUAUUGCUUUAUUUAAUCGAGGAAAAAGCUUCAAUGUUGAUCAUUGUACCAAGUAUAAUCAGUUCUAUAAUAGAGAUUUGGAAAGUAUUUAAAAUAAUACCAAUAGAUUGGAAAAAUCUAAAAUUAAAACAAUUAACUCUAAAUCGUGCUGAAGAAGAUACUAAAAAGUUUGAUGCUGAAUCCAUGAAAUAUCUUUCAUACGUUUUAUAUCCAUUAUGUGCUGGUGCUGCUAUUUAUUCACUUAUUUAUGAACCACAAAAAAGCUGGUAUUCUUGGAGUAUUAAAAGUCUUGUGAAUGGAGUUUAUGCAUUUGGUUUUCUUUUCAUGUUACCUCAACUUUUUAUCAACUAUAGACUUAAAUCAGUAGCCAAUCUUCCAUGGAAAACAUUUAUGUAUAAGGCAUUUAACACUUUCAUUGAUGACUUGUUUGCAUUUAUUAUUCCAAUGCCAACUGCCCACCGAUUAGCCUGUUUCAGGGAUGAUAUAGUUUUUCUCAUUUAUAUCUAUCAAAGAUGGUUGUAUCCUGUGGAUCAAAGUAGAUUUGAUGAAGAUGUUGAAGUACUUGAAUUGCCUUCUGAAGAAUUAAAGACAAAAACUGAUUAAUUUGUUGAUCAUUACAUUUUUUAUAUUAUUAUGAUUGUGUUAUAAAAAUAAAAUAUAUAAUUUUUGUUUACACUUAA
Molecule: messenger RNA, 1717 nt
Organism: Melanaphis sacchari
Lineage: Eukaryota; Metazoa; Arthropoda; Insecta; Hemiptera; Aphididae
Product: cleft lip and palate transmembrane protein 1-like protein
Exons: 11
Coding region: 42-1640 (532 amino acids)
Cellular component (GO): membrane; endomembrane system
Source: RefSeq, a predicted model, not a curated record